UUUGGCUCAGCUUUUGGCUGAGCCACCAUCGCCUCCGCCGCAGCCGAACUCCCCCCCCCUCACUCUCCUCCGACUCGCAGCAGUCCGGUUGUAAAGCUAUGGACGGUGCGGCCGACCUGCUAGCACUUCUGCCCGAAGUGCAAGAGGCACUAUGUGACGAAUUUGAUGGCAUUGAGUGCUCGGUCGGUCCUGGUCCAGAUCUAUCUCAGUCGCCGUUCAGGCUUGAAGUGACUCAUCUUGGCAGAGAGAUAACAUUCGUUCCCGAUAUCGCACAUCUGGACGAGUUCGACGCUGCUGGACUACACAGAAUUAAUUUAUCCAAGAGCAGCGCUCUGUUCACCGAUGGACGCUCCAGCUGUUGUCUGGAACUCGUUCUUGGCCGAGGUCGCAACUGGCGUGAUCCGCUCAUUAAGCUCUUUGACAGAUUAUAUCCGAACAAAUGGGCUUUCUUCGUCGUGGAACUCGAACACAGUCAACCAACAUAUCAUCUUCUAUGCUGUAAUUCACCAGUAAUAUCCACUCGGCGAGAAGAUACACCGGAUUCGACGGAAGCAUCAUCCCAAAUCAGUUCACCACCAGAAUCGGUAGCCGAAUCUACCAGCUAUUCGUUAUGGAUUGCACCUGUAACACGAGUAUUUGCUUUACCGCCAAUGCCUGCUGUGAAGAAAGUAAGGGUAGUGAAGAAAAUCGUUAAAAAACGCACUCCUAACGAGGAUCUGGGCGAUGAUAAUGGGGAGAAGAAAAAAAUUGCACCAACUGCAGUAAAUUCUAAAGUCAGAGCAUUGCGAAAGAAACUGGACAAAAAGGAGGACGAGCCACCUGCAACUGAGCAGAAUCACACCAUGACAAAUGGAAAAUCUUCGUCUACUAGGUCGUCCCCGGAAACAACAAAGCUUCCAGAAAAAUCGGAAAAAUUGACAAAUGGAAUUUCUUCAAGGUCCUCACAAGAAAAGUCGAAAUCUCCGGAAAAGACGGAGAAGACGAACGGUAUUGCAUCAUUGUCCAAGAAUCUAAAAGAGCCCGCCAAAGCCCCGGAGAAGUCUGCUCUUGAGCGUGCUGCUGAUAGAAUGUCCCACACUAGUCCCGGGCGGGGUCUGACUAACGGAGUAGAACAGAAUGCUGGCACAUCAAAGUCGCCAACUUCAGAGGCAAAAUCCGCCGAAGAGGCAGAAAACUCAAGCAUUAGCGACCUCAGGAAAAAGCUCAUGGAGUCUUCGGAAAGCACCAGCGGCAUGAAUGGCGAGCGCAAAUCCACAGUGCUUUCACGAGUACCUUCUAGCAGAAAGAGUUUAACACCCGAUCGACGUCUUGAUCCAAUUUAUGAAGGUAACCGCAAAUUGCGAAACACAUCGUUUGCUAUUGGAAGUCUACCGAAAGAACGCGGUUACGCGAACAGUGACGAUUUGAGAAAAGAGUAUACAAGGGAAAAUGCACGAAAGGUUGCAAGGACUGCGGCAGACGAGGCCGAAAAUGACGCAGGCAAAGGUCUGAAGGAGAGAUCUCUGUCUCCCGCAAAAGUUCUCGAACAGGAAGUAGUUUGCCGGGCAAAUGGCAUCAAAGCCGAGAUGCCAGUAUUCUGCCUGCAGCUCAUUCUGGGCAAAUACUUUACAUAUGAACAGCUGGGCCAGCUUAGAGCAGUACAUCCUCAUUGGGACGAGAUAUGUGGACAGCUCUUGAACAGUGGAUAUUACAAACUGCUGGAAAGGUCCGAUCAAAUGCUGAUGGCACUGCAACGAAAGCUGCCAUCCGAUCCCAGCCUUCACUUUCCAACUAGUGUUCUCACAAACAUCCAAGUGCACAUCUUGAACUCUGUUGAUAUCAUGAGAGCUGUACUUGAUGAAGGUGUAUGUUGCUUCCCAUACGGAGCGAUACUGGAUAAAACAAACACUCUUCUUGAUCAAAUCGAAUUUAUGGUGAGAGGCGGAGAUUAUGAGGAAAAGAUCAAAUGGGAACCUGUAGCUCUACUUGCAAAGAAAGCUGCUCUUCAUUAUCGCACUUACUUGGAGAGAACCAUGGAAGAAAGGCUCGGAGAAGAAGUGCGGCUCAAAGCAGCGCAACGAAUUAUCCGGCUUGAUUCAUUCUUGGUCGAGAGCACAGUAUCGAAACUUGAAAAAGACGCGAACAUGGCGAGAGAUGAACUGAAGUGGGAGCUGGAACAGUUGCAGCAGCAAAAUCAACAGUUGAGGAAGGACAAUCGUCAGCUGAAGCUAGAUCACAUGCGCUUGGAGUCGCGUGUUGAAAUACUGGAACAGAAAUUCAAAACGCUGGCAAGGCUGCUUAGUUCUUAAGUGCACUUUCCAAAUUAGCCGUCGCAUGCUACCCCCGUAAUUACGAAAGCUGGGGAUUUGCCGGUGUUUAUCGAUAUUAGAACAUCUUCUUCUUUUAUUGAGUUUACUUGUAAUUUAUUGUUCAUAUGCUCACAUUUGACAGUUAAAUGCUGUGUUGUUUGCUUCAUUAGCCUGUUCACAGGCUCUUUCUUUUCUGCGAGUUCUUAACUAGCCUAAACUCUUUUCUUUUCUCUAAAUUAGUUAGUUCUUUUCUAACAAACGAAGAAUCGCUUCUAUCUUCACUAUCCUAUGAGCGACUCUUACACGCUUUCCACUUAUCUCGCUCAUCUGACAAGGCUUUCUCUGGCUAAUAAGCCAACUUCCAUUGACAAUCACGUCGUGUCACACAUUUUUGUUUUGAAGUUAUAGUUCAUAUGUUUAUCUUGCAAUAAAG
Messenger RNA from Cylicocyclus nassatus, 2721 nucleotides. Lineage: Eukaryota; Metazoa; Nematoda; Chromadorea; Rhabditida; Strongylidae. The record is from the annotation of a GenBank genome assembly.